CUAAUCUCCUCUCUGCUACUACCUCUCCACUCACUCCCCUCAUGUUCAGACAUGCCACCAUAUAUGCACCUGAUUUCUUCUCUCUUCUCUAGCUAGCACCCCUCCUAGAUAGCAGCUCGAUCUCCAUUCAUACCAACACACGAACACCUUCUUUUUCCUCCUACGCAUCUCUCUAGCUUCCACCCUCCUCCUCACCUCCAUCAUUUUGAUCUAUACCCUCCCGGAAUCCGAUUCGGUCCGAUCCACCACCGCCGGCCAUCACCAUUACCACCAAGUGGUGGCCUGGUGAUCUGAGAGGUUGGCAGCAAAGCUACAUCACCAAGAAGCCUAGAACGCAGUAUAUCUCGGAAUGUGCUGUCUCCCAACACCUGCAAAGCGAUUCCCUUGCCCUCCAACAGCCUAUAAAAGCAUCUCCAUUGCUCCCCCUCCCAACCCCCACCAGAAGUAGCUAGAUCACUGUCAUCGUCGUCGUCACCGACGUAAGAUGGUGAAGUUCUCCAAGCAGUUUGAAGGGCAGCUGGUCCCUGAGUGGAAGCAUGCCUUCGUGGACUAUUGCCUGCUCAAAAAGGAUCUGAAAAGGAUGCAACACGCCCUGCUUGGCCAGCAUGAACAUCGCAAAAGUCUAACCAGCACACAAGCAUCACAAUCCUCUCUGUCUCAAUGGCUCUUGCACAAGCUCCCUAAUCUCUUUGGCUCCAAUGCACCCAAGGACCAUGGAGUCAUACAAGUGCACCGGAAGCUGACCGGGUCGGCGAGCAGGGGAGGGGACGUGUACGAGACCGAGCUGCUGGAGCAGUUCGCCGACGACACGGACGCGGCGCGGGAGUUCUUCGCGCGGCUGGACGCGCAGCUGAACAAGGUGAACCAGUUCUACAAGGGCAAGGAGGAGGAGUUCCUGCAGAGGGGCCAGUCCCUGAGGAAGCAGAUGGACAUACUCGCCGACCUCAAGGCGGCGAGGGAGGACCCCUCCGUGUCCUGCUCCACCACCUCCGGCUCCGAGGAUGAGUCCACAAGGUAUGUGAUGACAUCAGCAACAGACACGGACCAGAACGAGCUAGAAACCAUACUGAACAAAGACCCCGGCGGCACGGCUGAAGAAGACCAGCCCGCAACGACUCCACAGGAUCUAGAAGGUUCUGGAACCUUCUUGAGGCCUGCGCCGGAGCCGAAGAACCUAGGGAGGUUGGCCAGCAGCUGCCAGAGGAAGAGCCUGAAGAUCAACAUUCCCCUGACGACCCCCUCCAGGACGAUCUCCGCGCUGACGGACAUCCUUUGGGACGACCUCGUCAGCCAGAACUCCAAGAAAUGCAACCCUGAUGGCAGCGUGGGGAAGCAGAGCAUCAACAAGACGAAGCUGCGGCACGCGGAGAAGAUGAUCAAGGGGGCCUUCGUUGAGCUCUACAAGGGCCUGGGCUACCUCGCCACGUACCGGAACCUGAACAUGAUGGCAUUUGUAAAGAUCCUAAAGAAGUUUGAGAAGGUUAGUGGCAAACAGGUCCUCUCCGUAUACCUCAAGGUGGUGGAGACCUCCUACUUCAACAGCUCUGACGAGGCACUGAAGCUGAUGGACGAGGUCGAGGACAUCUUCGUCCGGAACUUCGCCGGCGACAACCGGCGCAAGGCCAUGAAGUACCUCAAGCCGGCGCAGCGGAAGGAGUCGCACACCGUCACGUUCUUCACCGGGCUCAUGACCGGGUGCUUCGCGGCGCUGUUCAUGGGCUACUGCGUCAUGGCGCACACGGCGGGCAUGUACACCGCGGCGCCACGGCGGCGCGCCGGCAGCGGCGACUCCGUGUACAUGGAGACCGUGUACCCGGUGCUGAGCAUGUUCGGGCUGCUGUUCCUGCACCUGCUCCUGUACGGCUGCAACAUGGUGGCGUGGCGCAUGUGCCGCGUCAACUACGGCUUCAUCUUCGAGUCAUCGCCCACUGGGGGUGAGCUCAGGCCCCGGGACGUCUUCCUCGUCUGCGCCGCGUCCAUGGCCGCCGUCGCCGCCGUCGUGUUCGCUCACCUCGCACUCGUCCUCAGGGGUUACCACGCGUCGCCGCACGUCCAGGCCAUCCCCGGGAUCUUGCUCCUGGUGUUUCUGCUGCUGCUGUUCUGCCCGUUCAACUUCGUGUACCGGUCGAGUCGGUUUCAGUUCCUCAGGAUACUGAGGAACAUUGUUUUGUCACCACUCUACAAGGUUGUAAUGGUAGACUUCUUCAUGGCUGAUCAGCUUUGCAGUCAGGUGCCUAUGCUGAGAAGCCUAGAGUAUGUUGCUUGCUACUACAUCAGUGGAAGCUACAGAACUCAGGAGUAUGGCUACUGCAUCAACACCAAGCACAUCAGAGACCUGGCCUAUGCUGUCUCCUUCCUGCCCUACUACUGGAGGGCCAUGCAGUGUGCGAGGAGGUGGUUCGACGAGGGGGACACGAACCAUCUGGUGAACCUGGGCAAGUACGUCUCUGCCAUGCUCGCCGCCGGCGCCAAGGUGGCGUACGAGAAGGACAAGAGCCUAGCCUCGCUCUCGCUCCUCGUCGCUGUGUCGAGCACCGCCACGGUGUACCAGCUGUACUGGGACUUCGUCAAGGAUUGGGGCCUGCUCCAGGCCAACUCCAAGAACCCGUGGCUCAGGAACGAGUUGAUCCUCAAGAGGAAAUCCAUAUACUACUUGUCAAUGGGACUGAACCUUGUGCUGAGGCUUGCUUGGCUGCAGGCCGUAAUUCAUCCAAACUUUGGGAGUUUGGACUCUAGGGUCACUUCAUUCUUUCUAGCGGCCCUCGAGGUGAUCCGACGGGGGCAUUGGAAUUUCUAUAGGUUGGAGAAUGAGCAUCUGAACAAUGCUGGCAAGUUUCGGGCGGUAAAGACUGUUCCACUGCCUUUUCACGAAGUGAACGAGGACUAAUGUACUACUACCGAAUCAUCUGACCAUGACUAGAUCGAACACUUGUUUCUUCACCAUUCUGCUGAAUUUUUUUGAAGUGAAGAACUCGAGAGGUGGAGAAUUGUUCAGUGCCUUAAAUAGUACUUUGUUGUAAGCUUAGUCAUAGCUGUUUAUGCGCGUAGUUCCUUCAGGCGAUGGCAUCUCUAUAUAACUGAAGAUGUUGGAAUCAUUUGUUCGUUCCUAGAUGCAUCAAGGUGUAAAUAAGAGAAUAAAAG
This is a messenger RNA of Phragmites australis (common reed), 3141 nucleotides long. RefSeq names its product phosphate transporter PHO1-1-like. The coding region runs from base 485 to 2887 and encodes 800 amino acids. Gene Ontology annotation, cellular component: cytoplasm; trans-Golgi network; plasma membrane. The transcript has 11 exons. Gene Ontology annotation, biological process: phosphate ion transport; cellular response to phosphate starvation. Lineage: Eukaryota; Viridiplantae; Streptophyta; Magnoliopsida; Poales; Poaceae. The record is from RefSeq and is a predicted model, not a curated record. Gene Ontology annotation, molecular function: inositol hexakisphosphate binding.